This is a messenger RNA of Nestor notabilis (Kea), 1032 nucleotides long. RefSeq names its product CCR4-NOT transcription complex, subunit 1 (gene CNOT1). Gene Ontology annotation, molecular function: molecular adaptor activity. Gene Ontology annotation, biological process: nuclear-transcribed mRNA catabolic process, deadenylation-dependent decay. Bases 3 to 674 code for a protein of 223 amino acids. The record is from RefSeq and is a predicted model, not a curated record. The transcript has 5 exons. NCBI's taxonomy places the organism in Eukaryota, Metazoa, Chordata, Aves, Psittaciformes, Psittacidae. Gene Ontology annotation, cellular component: CCR4-NOT core complex; P-body.
AUAUGUUAAGUGAGAUUAAUAUUGCUCCACGAAUACUCACAAAUUUCACUGGAGUGAUGCCACCUCAGUUCAAGAAAGACUUGGAUUCCUAUCUCAAAACCCGCUCUCCGGUCACUUUUUUGUCUGACUUACGUAGCAACUUACAGGUAUCAAAUGAACCUGGCAACCGCUACAACAUCCAGCUGAUUAAUGCCCUGGUGCUCUACGUAGGUACUCAAGCUAUUGCGCACAUUCACAACAAAGGCAGCACACCCUCUAUGAGCACCAUUACCCACUCAGCUCACAUGGACAUCUUCCAGAAUUUGGCAGUAGAUUUGGACACUGAAGGCCGGUACCUUUUCUUGAAUGCAAUCGCCAACCAGCUGCGAUACCCCAACAGUCACACCCACUACUUCAGUUGCACCAUGCUCUACCUGUUUGCAGAGGCCAACACUGAGGCUAUCCAGGAGCAGAUCACUAGGGUUCUCUUGGAACGACUGAUUGUAAACAGGCCUCAUCCUUGGGGUCUCCUUAUUACUUUCAUUGAGCUGAUAAAAAAUCCAGCAUUUAAGUUCUGGAACCAUGAGUUUGUUCACUGUGCCCCAGAAAUUGAGAAGUUGUUCCAGUCAGUCGCACAGUGCUGCAUGGGGCAGAAGCAGGCCCAGCAAGUGAUGGAAGGGACUGGUGCCAGUUAAACGAGCCACAUGUCACGUUGUAAGCGUGCCAGCCUGGGGGCCCCUGUCCCAUCGACUGACAGAAGACUCUGUAAGGCUCCUCCUGACCUUCCCAGCCCCCUCGAUUGGGCACACGCAACCGACCCUGGGUGAAAGUUGUUCCAAAAGUUUCAGUCGUUCAAAAACGUUCCAAAGUUUUAAACCAAUUUUUCUGACUUUUGGCCAAAAUUCAGAGAUGCUGUGAAUAUCAUUUUGAACUAAUGUAAAUACAAACAACAGAAACGUUUGUCUGGACUUUUGGGUUUGUGCAAAUUGUGUAAAAGGCAGAUGGGUAACUGGUGCCUGUCCAGCUUGUAAUAAAGGGGCAGCUGCUGAUGCC